Heterostelium album PN500 is the source of this 183-nucleotide messenger RNA. RefSeq lists its product as uncharacterized. The transcript is spliced from 2 exons. The coding region runs from base 1 to 183 and encodes 60 amino acids. Lineage: Eukaryota; Evosea; Eumycetozoa; Acytosteliales; Acytosteliaceae. The record is from RefSeq and is a predicted model, not a curated record.
AUGCAGUUCUCUUGUUCAUCAGGUUCCUCUAUUAAUGAUCCAGCACUAGCAGAAAAUGCAUAUUUAAGUAAUAUUCCUGACUGUCCUUCCUUCCUCAAAAGCUCUCUAGUACGUGGCUCAAAGAAUCCAGCAACAUUCCCAAUUGUAGAAUGGUCGAUCUUCGAAAUUUUAAAGAGAGAUUAA